Molecule: messenger RNA, 245 nt
Organism: Mollisia scopiformis
Lineage: Eukaryota; Fungi; Ascomycota; Leotiomycetes; Helotiales; Mollisiaceae
Exons: 2
Coding region: 53-211 (52 amino acids)
Source: RefSeq, a predicted model, not a curated record
UUAAAACUUUAAUAACUCAACAACUACUUAUUCAAUUCUUCUGCAAUUCAACAUGGAAACACCUGUAAUACUCAGCUCACCCCUCGAGAAAGGAAAAUCUCAGCGCGAGAUCGUCCAAGAGACUCAGGUGCCUAGGAGGACUGUACGUCGCAUUCUUAAGCUAGAACACACCGCAGAGAGCGUAAAAAGAAGCACCCGAAACCUCAUUUGAUGUCUAUAAGAACGAUAUGCCAAUACAUUCGCAC